Messenger RNA from Yarrowia lipolytica CLIB122, 2064 nucleotides. RefSeq lists its product as uncharacterized. The record is from RefSeq and is a predicted model, not a curated record. Gene Ontology annotation, biological process: transmembrane transport. NCBI's taxonomy places the organism in Eukaryota, Fungi, Ascomycota, Dipodascomycetes, Dipodascales. Gene Ontology annotation, cellular component: plasma membrane. Gene Ontology annotation, molecular function: transmembrane transporter activity.
AUGCGUGACCAGCAUGAAGGCGAAAAUAUACUGUUAAUAACGCCAUACCUACACAUUGGCAAACGCACUCUACACUACAAUCAUAUAUUCACCUCCUCAGGUUACUCUCUAGGGCUCUCCAGUCUCCACUGCUAUCACGGGUGGCAAAGUUACUAUCAGAACCUUAUCAGUUAUCUGAGCAGGCCCAAAUCACUGCUCACAGCUCUCAAGCUAACUCUGCCCACGGCAAAGCACCACGGCAUGUUUUCCGAAUACGCAUCGAAAUUACUGACACAAAGCCAGGUCAAGUUUGGAAAAGACUCAAAUGUGCCGCUAUUCCACUCGGCCGUCGAAGAGGCCGAAUCCAGCAAUCACAACGGCCACACCAACCACAACAAUAACAACCACAGAGGCAUCUACUCGCCGCGCCGACUAUGGGAACACAUGGAGGACGACGAGGAGGCGUCCAACGCGAUUAACGCAUCCUGGAACUCCAACUCGGGUAGUGACAGCGAGACAGAAGGACCCAGCAACAGCUUUCUGAGAGCCGUAGAGGAGCCAGGCAAGUCACACAAACAGCCCAAGGAGAGUUUUUUCCCUGUGGACUUUCUAGACCGAGAAGACGGACAACCUGAGGAGGUUGGCAAGCAGCUCGAAGACUCAGAACAGAGUAUUGAAGGCGAACAUUUCUUUCCUGCAUCAACAUCAGCAGCGGCAGCAGCAGCAGGUGUGCCUGUGGAUCCCGAACACGGGCUGAAUGAAGAUUCCAUGGCUUCCAGUAUACCCCCUGAGUUGGCGCCUCCAACCUCAGUAUCGGAUACCAUAAAAUAUGACCAGGUAUGGGGAGGAGUGUACCUGUUCAUGUUGGCAGCGACGAUCGCAACGUAUCUUUUGGCGCUAUUGCGAGGUGUUGAUGGAGGAGCUCCGACUGGAUCUCCGUCUCUAACAUUUCUACCACUGACAGUACUAGCUCAUUACACGGUGUUUGCAGUCGCAAUCUCCUUGGUCUGGCUGCUGCUCCUACGAAAGUACUCUUCAGUAAUGUUCUACUUUCUGGCUGCAGCCUUUCCGGUGGCUGUAUGGACAGCUGCGCUCGUGACUCUCUUUUCGGGAGGGUAUUCAUGGUGGGUGACUUUGGGACUCAUGAUCACGGGAUCCAUGUGGCCUCUAGCAUUCUGGAAGCACAAGGAUUACGUGUCGCGUGCAGUCGGGAUAAUUCAGCUCUCUUGUCGAAUCCUCAGUGCUAACCACGUGCUUGUAUUCUUGUCCUUUGCCUUCAUGACCCUGUUUGUGCUCAUCUCGGCCAUCUGUGUCACAGCCAUCGGCCAAGUCAUGUAUGGUAAGAACAUGCUUGUGAGCGCCUUGGGCAUCUUCAUGUACAUGUGGACCUGGGGUAUUCUGAACGGCACUCAGAGAGCAACCAUUUCUGCCACUGUCAGUCAGUGGUACUUUUACCGUCAUCUCUUCCCGCACACUAGCUCGCGCCAGGUCUUGGCUGCAGCUCUUGGAUAUGCUCUCACGACUCAGUUUGGCAGCAUCAGUCUGAGCUCCUUGUUGCAUCUUACAUUUCGCAUUCCGGUGCUGCUACUGUCACGGGUAGUUUCUCUCAGUGGUACCGUGACAUCGGUGGUCGCGCCAUGGCCACUUCGAAUGGUUCUAAACGUUGUGUCACCGGCAUUGUACAUUCUAGCAACCCCCUCCGGGGUGCUCUCUAUGAGCCCUCUGACUCUGACACUGGCUGUUAUCAACUCUCAAAACCUAAAGUCGUCUUCUCUGACUGUUCAAAACUUGCAUUUCCGUCUCCCUGCAGCAGCAUGGCGAGUGCACAAGCUUGCGAAGCUUCUGCUGGUGGUAGUACGGGUUCUGACAGCUCUGUUGUUUGCUGCCACCACUUGGGUUCGGGGACAUCUUCUUUGGGAAGUGGUUCUCGCCUCAUUCACGGGUUGGUUUGUGCUUGGCAGUACCGAAGGUCUUCUCAGUAUGAUUGUCGACUCCAUCUUUGUCUGCUUUGCGCUUGAUUCGGCCGCCCAAGGUGGACACUGUACGGAGGCCGACGUCCACUUCAACGGCGCCCAUGAAUACUAG